Paramecium sonneborni is the source of this 2608-nucleotide messenger RNA. NCBI's taxonomy places the organism in Eukaryota, Ciliophora, Oligohymenophorea, Peniculida, Parameciidae. The record is from the annotation of a GenBank genome assembly.
AUGAGAUAAUUAAGAAUAGAAUCUACAGAUAAAUUAAACAAGUUCAUUUUAUCAAAGUCAAAUUUCCAUUAGAAAUCAAUCAGUAUGGAUAAGUAAGCAUAGGAACGUAUAAGUAUGGAAAUAUUGGGUUUAAAUUCUUAAUUGUAAAGUGAGAUGCCAUCUUAAUUUAAAGAAUUAUUCAAAUAAGUUGCAUCAAGUACUUUAGGUGCACUAAAAUAAAUGGAAGCAGCUCCAUUAUUAGUUCAAGUAUAUUGAUAUAAUACAAUAUUAAUAAGAAUUAUUAAGCAUUAUAACGUCUAAUGUUACAAUUGUUAAAGAAUGAUUAUAGGGAUGAUAAUAGAGAGUCGAAAACAUUGAGAGAAGUGAAAGAAAUUGAUAAAUUAAGAGUAAAUACAUUGCUUGUAUAAAAUAACAAAUUGGCAAUAGAAAUAAAACAGUUGUCAAAUAAGUAAAAUUUAACAAUUAAUUGUAGAUUAAAAGACUUAGAGGAAAGUCAAGAUGUAGUGAAAUUAAGAGAGGAGAUUUAAAGAAUUACUUAGAUAAAAGAUGAAUAAAUAAAUCGAUUAAUAAUAUUGAAUGACUCAAAAGAGAAAUAAGUUUCCAAGAAUAGUCAACUAAUUAUUUAAUUGAAAUCUGUAAUCUAAAAAUAGGAUAGUUAAAUUUAAAUUCUUGAGAAUUAUUUAGAAAGUGACAAAAAGAAAUAUAAUCAUAUUGAAAAGACUUAUGAUAAAUUAGUGAGUGAUAAUAGACAUUUAAGUGAAUUAUGUAAGAUGUAAGAAGAAGAUCUAACAGCUCAUUACUUGAGAUAUAGACAUUAUUUAAGAGAAGAAGCAAAAUCAAGAAAGAAAUUGUUAAUGCUUUAGGAUGAAAUUGAUAAGAUGAAAAUUGAAAAGAGUAAAAGACCUGAAGUUCCUAAAAUUGAUCCUGAAUAAGAAUAAAAACUAUUAAAAUUGACCUACAAUUUUUCUUAAGAUAAAUAAUACUUUAAAAUAAUGAAAGAACUCACUCAACUUAAUAUUACUAAAUUAAGUGAUUAGGAAUAAACUACAAUAAUGUUUCUAAAAAACGUUCGUUAUGAUUAUAUUUAUAAUGAUUCAUUAAGUAAGUUCUAAUAUCCACGUCCUAGUUUUUUGUUAUUUUAUGAAUCUAAUAUGAAGAAUUUAGAAUAAGAUUAUAGGAAUAUUGAAUUUCAUUAAAUUAGCAAUUUAUUUUUUGCUACAAUUAGAGCAAUUUUAGAUUCUUAAUAUAAUGAAUUUUUAUAUAGGGAUAAUCCAUACACUCUUGUGAAAUUUGCAGAUUUUGUAUAUGGGUGGAUAAGCACUUUUAUAAUUAAUUCUAAAACUAGAUAAAUAGAAAUCAUUAAAGAUAGAAGCUUUGAACAUCUCGAACCAAUAAGAAAUGAUUUUAUAUUAGACUGUUUGAGUCCUAAGCUUUCUAAAUUAAAUGAAGUAAUAAUAUUUAAGUAAAUUAUUAUACAAUAAUUAUUAGUGAAUUAUUAUUCGAAUUAAGUUCUCCUGAUGAACUUUAUUAUUAUUUAUAUUCCCGUUUCUUAAUUUUUAAAGGAAGCUUAUCAUAAUAAUAAAGAUAUAGCUUUGAAGCAGUUAUUUUUGUUUAAUUACAUUGGGUUUAAUAAAUUUUAGAAUUGCUAUUAUGGAAAUAUGAUCAAUCUAUGUACAAUUAAAUAAAUUAAAUAAUUAUUGAGAGUAGUGUCACGAAAGGGAAUGGAACUCUUGUAGAUGGUCAUUAUGUUUUAAGAAUUCUACUUGAAUUAUAUAGGACAGAAAGGAGAAAUCGAUUGGCAAUGCUAAAAGAAGUUUUUAGUGCUUGUAUAUCUGUUUAAAGUUCAGGUAAGAGUGGAGUUACAUAUAAGAAUUUCAAAAAAAUAUUUUAAAGUAAUUUCCCAGAUGUACCAGAUUAAGAGGUUUGUUCAUUAUUUAGAGAAUCUUAUAUGGGUGGAGAUGGAGUUGUUACAGCUGAAUCAUUUUUCACUGCUGCUUCUGAAUCAUGCUUUUUUGUUAAAUAAAUAUUGCUUAAAUCUUUAAUUAAAAUACCAUUUGUUGAAUUAAAUGAAAUCUCUUAUAAAGAAAGCAAUUUGCCUUUUUUAGAUUUCUAUUAGCAUUAUAAGUAACUACCACAUCAUUUAGUAUAAAAAUGUUGUUUAUAAUUUGGAUUACAUUCAGUAAUUAUUGAGUUAGAUGGAAUUCAUAAACUUAUUAAGAAUUAUUUUCAAGAUUAAUACAAUUAGUAUUCUCUCUAUUCUACAGUUACUAAAUUAAUACAUAUAUAUAAUUCAGUCAUUGAUUUACAUAUGAGAUAAUAAAAUACUUUUAAUAAAGAUUGGGAUCAAAGUGAAAUUGAAUCACUCAAGUCUCUCAAUAAUUAGUUAUCAUAACUUUUUUCCCCAUUGAUAGAUUAUGAUUAAUAAUAAAAACUACAAACAAUUACUAAACAAAGGAAGUUACGACCUUUACAAAUAUUUAUAAAGAAAAGGGUUUAAAAAUUCUAUUAAAUGAUAGCUAAUAUCAUUAAUAAUAAUAACAUAAAUGUUGCAGAUCCUUAAGUAGCAAAGAGGAGAUUUACUAAGCAAUCUUCAAUAAAAAUGUUAUGA